AUGGCAAAUAACCUCCCUCAAGCUCAAUCUCUUGUUAAAUAUGAUACCAAAAUCCAAGUUUCCACUUCUCUUAAAGGCAAAGGCAAAGGAAAAAAUAUUCCAGGAAGGCCAAACGUUGCCCCUGACAAAGCUCAAAUUGAAGAUGUCCUUAACUCAGUCUUACCGCCACGCGAAAGCACUGAAGAUGGCCAGCUCUGGGUCCAAUAUGUCAGUUCAAACCCAGCGACCACUCAAGACGUAAUAAAACUUCAAGAGCAGCUUGACAGCUUACUCGAACUCCGUCAAGCAAGAGAAACAGGAAUUUGCCCAAUAAGAGAAGAGCUCUACAAUAAUAACUAUUAAAUUCAUUAAGAUUCUUCAUUUAACGUUCACUACAAGGUUACCUGCUGUCCGCAGUGCCUUUAACGCCGUUUUAAGUCAAAUCUGCACCAUCUUCCUCGGUGCGCCAAAGUAAUGCUAUCUUGACUAAGUUUCACGAAGAGAACACCAAUCUUAACUUUGGGUCUCGACGAACUUCUUUGAGCUAAGGUUACCUAUUUGGGUCUAUCAGGCACCCUAAAGGUCCCAGCCUCGAAAGCCUGGGGUAUACGAUACCUUUCUGGAAAAUUCGAUUCCCUAAAAUCAAACAGCUCUAUAUCUGACUUAAUUUCACCAGGAAACCAAAAUCAAUAAAUUAAAAUGUGCAAGAUAAGAAUUUUCGGUCAGAAGACCAGAAAAUCCCAACUAAGCCAUAUUUUUAAUCCUGAGAAUUUCUCUACAGUCAAUGUUUUGACGAGCUUAUAAGGCAGCUUACAAUUAUUUGUACUGAAAGAGGACUUUUACUACUCAGAGUAAGAGAUGAGCUGAGAAUGACUAUUCAGUCCUACCAAACUUUAUAUGAAAGCAGCAUUGCUUAUGGGAUGAGAAAAGCUUUGCAAGCUGAACAGUGGAGGGCUGAAACAGACGCUGAUAUUAAAAAACUGAUAGAAGAAUGUGAAAACCUUACUGUCGAAGUGGAUGAGCUUGACCAAGAAAUAGAAGAAAUUGAACAGAAAGAAAAAGAACGUGAAGAAAUCGAAGCAAGAGCUCAUACAGAAGAAAUUGAGUUCAGAAAGAAAACGAACCAGAGACUCAAAGACCAGCUCGAGGCUUUACUUUCAACUCCAAACAGUAAAUAA
Messenger RNA from Blepharisma stoltei, 1157 nucleotides. The record is from the annotation of a GenBank genome assembly. NCBI's taxonomy places the organism in Eukaryota, Ciliophora, Heterotrichea, Heterotrichida, Blepharismidae.